AUGCCUCACCUCGACCCAGACGGCGGAAUCAUUCCGACAGUCUAUCCACACGAUGAGGACAAUCCGGAGGACCCGCACGGCUUCCGCCCGUUUCGCCGCUACAUUAAUCGAUCAGAAAGUGUACCAAUGCAGUAUGAUCGCUCCAGUGCUAGGCUCAUUCCAUUUUUGUGGCCGGUCUACGAAGACAAUCAGCGCGUUCCUCCUCAACAGUUCGCUGAAUAUCGCCGUACGCACCAAUUUCGGAAUCCUGGCUGCAUGUGUGCUUCGUUGGACACAAGCACCACAGCCUAUACUGAGACAGUCGUCACGACCUUCACGAUCAACCGCGGCCUUAACAACCUAUGGGUAGCUCGCUGCUCAACCGGGAUGUGCAAAUACUUCCUCUAUUUAGAGAAAUAUUAUGUCCUACGGGAUCUUCAGGUCAAGAACUAUCCUUGCAGAGAUGUGAUCACCGAAGUCGAUAUACUCCCUGAACGAACAAGAGAUGGGGUGAAGGCAGUACAAAAUCAAGAAGGCCCGCGUCCGGUGGUGGCAGUACCAACGACGGCUCCCGCAACGGCGGACCCAACAAACGGCGCCGUAAACUGCAGCGUGAACGGCAGCGAAACGUCGAUACUUAGCGACACCUUCGAUCAUCGAAACGCAUCUGCCCGUUUCAUGAAGUUGAACUGUCAGGAUGACCCCGGUCUAUCUGAAGAAGAAUUUCACGCCAUUACCAUGAAUGCUCGCCUUGAUGAGCAGAGAUCGAGACAAGCUCUGACGCUUUAA
Molecule: messenger RNA, 768 nt
Organism: Laetiporus sulphureus 93-53
Lineage: Eukaryota; Fungi; Basidiomycota; Agaricomycetes; Polyporales; Laetiporaceae
Exons: 8
Coding region: 1-768 (255 amino acids)
Source: RefSeq, a predicted model, not a curated record